GGUCUUUCACCAAACCUUCGCUACGUCACACAGCUCAGCACCCCAAAUACUACCUCCUUUCCUAAAUGUCCUAAAAUGUCAUGGUCUUGGCACGUGUCACGUUUCCAUUGGUCUCUCCCUAAAGGCUACAAUGACAUUGUCCGUGCCAUGACAUUUCCGUUGUCCCCCAUGUACCAUUUCCGCCCCCCGGCAAUUCAUCAAUUUCCAACCAGCUCCAUCUCCACCGGCGCCUAUACCUUCCGCGUCACCUACUAAUAUAUUAUAGCCCAACCAAAACUCAAACCAAUCGGGGCGAGAUCAAAGAAGCCAAACCAAACUCUCAACUUCCUUCACCUCUCUCUCUCUCUCUCUGCAGCCCAGCUCGAUUUCAUGGAGGAAGCCAAACAAGAGCAAAAGGAGUUCAUUUUCCGAUCCAAACUUCCCGACAUCUACAUCCCCAAUCACCUCCCCUUACAUUCUUAUUGCUUCGAGAACAUAUCCCAAUUCAGCUCCCGUCCGUGCGUCAUCGAUGGGGCAACCGGCAAUAUCUACAGCUUCGCCGACGUCGAGCUCACGGCGCGCAAGGUCGCCGCCGGCCUCGACAAGGUCGGCAUCAAACAAGGCGACGUCAUCAUGAUCUUACUCCAAAACUCGCCGGAAUUCGUCUUCGCUUUCCUCGGUGCGUCCUACCGCGGCGCGGUCACCACGACGGCCAACCCCUUCUACACGCCGGCGGAGAUUGCGAAGCAGGCGACUGCGUCGAGAGCUCGGCUCAUAAUCACCCUAGCUACCUACGCGGACAAAGUGAAGGACUUCGCAAAGGAGAACGACGUCAAAGUAGUGUGCGUGGACUCACCGCCGGAGUGGUGUUUGCAUUUCUCCGAACUAACCCAGGCCGACGAGAAAGACAUCCCGGACGCAAAGAUCAGCCCGGACGACGUCGUAGCGCUGCCGUACUCGUCGGGGACAACGGGUCUCCCAAAAGGGGUGAUGCUGACUCACAAGGGUCUGGUCACGAGCGUGGCACAGCAAGUGGACGGGGAGAACCCCAACUUGUAUUUCCACAGCGAGGACGUGAUCAUGUGUGUGCUGCCGUUGUUUCACAUCUACUCCCUCAACUCGGUAUUGCUCUGCGCGCUCCGAGUCGGGGCGGCGAUUCUGAUAAUGCCCAAGUUCGAGAUUAAGGCGCUGAUGGAGCUGGUGCAGAAGUACAAGGUCACGAUCGCACCGUUCGUUCCCCCGAUCGUUCUGGCGAUCGCGAAGAGCCCCGCCGUAGAUCAGUAUGACCUUUCUUCAGUUCGGACGGUGCUAUCUGGCGCGGCGCCCAUGGGGAAGGAACUUGAGGAUGCUCUCAGAGCCAAGCUACCCAAUGCCAAGCUCGGACAGGGCUAUGGAAUGACGGAGGCAGGUCCGGUGCUGUCGAUGUGCUUGGCGUUCGCCAAGGAGCCGUUCGGAAUAAAGUCAGGGUCGUGCGGGACGGUGGUUAGGAAUGCAGAAAUGAAGAUAGUGGAUCCGGAGACCGGCGCUUCGCUUCCCAAAAAUCAACCCGGGGAGAUUUGCAUUAGAGGCAGCCAGAUCAUGAAAGGUUAUCUGAACGAUCCGGAGGCCACAGAGCGAACCAUUGACAAGGAGGGAUGGCUGCACACAGGGGACAUCGGCUACAUCGAUGAUGACGAUGAGCUAUUUAUCGUUGACCGACUGAAAGAACUCAUUAAAUACAAAGGUUUUCAAGUGGCUCCCGCUGAGCUCGAAGCGAUGCUCAUUGCUCAUCCAAACAUUUCCGAUGCUGCUGUUGUCCCUAUGAAAGAUGAAGCUGCAGGAGAAGUUCCUGUUGCAUUCGUUGUAAGAGCAAAUGGUUCCAGUAUUACAGAGGACGAUGUCAAGCAGUACAUCUCAAAGCAGGUGGUAUUUUACAAGAGAAUCAAUCGAGUUUUCUUUGCUAAUGCAAUUCCUAAAGCUCCAUCAGGCAAGAUCUUACGCAAAGACCUAAGAGCAAAGCUCACAACAGGCAUUGUCUGUUAGUACCCUCUUUGCACAAUUCUACAUUACUUGGGUAUCAAUUUGAAGAUGGAUCAAAAUGUAGAAUGGCUUGAUUUAUUUCCCCAAACCACCUAAGGAAGAGCAAAAGCAGCCCCUUUUCUUCUGCAACUUUUGUUGAUAUUUGCCUCUUUGGAACACAAGUUCCAACGAAAAUAAGCAAUGAGUUUUGUAUCAAAAUUUUAAGUUUUUGGUUGGGGUUGGGGGGGGGUGAGGGGGUUGCUAGGCAUUUGUAUUAAUUUGUUUAUAUAUAUGUAUGUUGUAAUGGACAACUAAUCUUGUUGUAGAACAUGUUAGAGUUUGAUGGGAUUGAAUUCUACUCAUUCUGCAUUAUUUAUUUAUUUGUUUUGUAAUGAUGUUAAUGUUGAAGAUAAUGUCAUUGGUUUGAGUACUUUGCAGAA
This is a messenger RNA of Malania oleifera, 2417 nucleotides long. RefSeq names its product 4-coumarate:CoA ligase 1-like. The transcript is spliced from 5 exons. Bases 370 to 2001 code for a protein of 543 amino acids. The record is from RefSeq and is a predicted model, not a curated record. NCBI's taxonomy places the organism in Eukaryota, Viridiplantae, Streptophyta, Magnoliopsida, Santalales, Ximeniaceae. Gene Ontology annotation, molecular function: CoA-ligase activity.